Lineus longissimus is the source of this 3027-nucleotide messenger RNA. Its product is annotated as neo-calmodulin-like. The coding region runs from base 276 to 752 and encodes 158 amino acids. Gene Ontology annotation, molecular function: calcium ion binding. Lineage: Eukaryota; Metazoa; Nemertea; Pilidiophora; Heteronemertea; Lineidae. The transcript has 6 exons. The record is from RefSeq and is a predicted model, not a curated record. Gene Ontology annotation, cellular component: cytoplasm.
AGAAAACCGUUGUGAGAAGAGGCUUCGAUCAAAGAGUGCGACUUGUGACGUAAUACCGACAUUUUCGACAUUUGCGAAGAGUUGUGCUUGGUAAGCCUUGAAGGGAUUCCAGAAGGUUUAGUCGUCCGAUUUCGAAUGGAUAGUGACCCAUGACAAACAUCUUCUCAAAUUUAUUAGGGAACUUUCAACAUUGGAGACUCAUCCCAUGAUGCCGAAAAGUUUAAUUUUCCGUUUCCAUUCAGUUCAAAAGUCGGGUAACCGGUGGUGAAAUAAAGAUGGAUAAAACCACUGGCAAGUUGACCGAAAAAGAUAUACAGGAGCUGAAAACAGCCUUUCGGUUGAUGGAUGACAACCAUGAUGGUUACAUCAGCGCCAGUGAACUCAAGGAAAUGAUGUUCAAACUGGGCCUGAAUAUAACCGAGGAUGAGGUAGACAGAUUCAUACAACAGGCAGACUUGUCAGGCACUGGACUGGGCGUAAGUGAGACAGACUUCUUGGAAUGGAUGGCGUCCCGGUGCAGUGACGAACACACGGCACUUAGAGAUGUUUUUAUCAUAUUUGAUAAGAAUGGCGAUGGCUUAAUAUCAAAGGAGGAAUUAAAGAACGGCUUGGAAGCGAUCGGAGAAAAUCUAAGUGAGUCUUUACUUGAUGAUUUAUUCAGAAUGGCGGACUUGAACAAGGAUGGAUUUGUCAACUUUGAAGAAUUUGUAAUCAUUAUGUCUGAAGAACGAGGCACGCCAAUGUGUAUGUGAAAGCGACACGUUGCUCUUAUAGCUUAAGUGAUGAUGAAAAGUUUUGAGACAGGCGACAAUCGAAGCAAAUUAAAUGCGUAUUCGCCCUGAUGUGCUUCGUAAUGCAUAUAAUGACUAUGAUUUAUAGCUUUUUCGGCCGGCAUCCAAACAGACUAGCGAUUGUCUUCAGCUCCGCCUGAAAGAAUGGCAGCGAAGUGGAAUAGACAAUGAAAUUGAAGCAAUAGUUGAUGAUGCUCCACUGAUGAAAGAGACGACCGAGUUCAUUGAGAGUAGCAGCAUAACCCGGAUCAAUCGGUCGCUGCGUUGCGAUUAUAAAACUAGUCCAUGUGACGGUGCUGGGCGUCAUAAACACGAGAUACAUUGCUGACACGAUGAAGAGGUUUAUCAGUGACUUUCUGUCCUGGUUCUCUUUUGGUUGGACUCCCGUCUUGGUAAUGUUCCGUCCUGAUAACACAAUUCCCAGAACAAUUAGAAGGUUUGCGAUGAAAAUUAUCGCACCAGGGAUGAAGUAGAAGAGAGAAUUUUCAAGAAAUGUGAAAAACAGCCACUGUUUGGGAUCAUAGAAACACUGAGAUAUGCCGUCCACUUGCAAGACGUCGCUUAGGAUGGGCGUAUAGAGGCAGAUUAGACUUAGUGAGACACACAUAAGAAUUAAGAAACAUUUUCGUCGCGUUGCAGUGAUGCUUGAACGUUUUAGAGGGAACCAGACUACUACCGCCCUCUCUAGAGAGAAUAUAGCAAUAAUCCAAGCAGAAAUAGAUUGCAGAAGCAAAAAUAAGUAAAGGUGGACUUUGCAGCUUAAACUUGACAUUUGGAAGAGAUUGAUAGAGACUCUUCCAUUUGUGACAGCGCUUAAUCCCUUCGACAGCCAAAGGGCCAUUCCAACGAAUACGAUGCAACAGGUAUCUGUGACAGCCAGGGUACUGAGGUAGUGGAUGGUGGCAUCAUUGCGUCUCCUCACUCUGUAGAAGACUAUUAUGGACAAACUAUUGCCAACCACACCAACGGACAUGAUCACAAUCAUCACAUAGCCCUGUAUGAAUGAGAUAACAUCGUGUAAAAUCAACCUAAAACCAUCUUCAGAAAUAUGAGUGUCCGUUGCUUGAACUGACAUGUUCAUGAUGGCGCGACACUACCUUUUGCGGAACAGCUUUGUAGAAUGCAGUCCGUGGUUCAGUCCCUUUUUCGUGUUGUUUGGGCUUGGAUCCCAUUUACUACUUGUUACCAUAACCUGGCAUGCCCUCUGUAAGCACUAAGCAACAGGUUUCUCAAUGUAUACGUGUUUUUAGCUAUACCGAAUUUCUCCGUGAUUGACAGACGGCCUACCCGAUUCACUUCUGUCCGAAAGCGAUCUGAAGUCUCACCUCGAUCCUCAACUGUGAUUGGUUAAAUUCUGAAGACUGCACCGACACAGCAAGUUUGAGGCAUUCCGAUUGGGCAAUAUGACCGACAAAUGCUGCUUUCGCAAAUCUCCGAAUACGCGUUGGUUGAUAUCCCAUGUUGGAUUAUUGAUAAAACUGCGAUACGGAAUGACUAUAGAAAUGAGCAUCAGCUACCGUACCAGCUAUACCUCGCCUUGCCUUUCGCUGUUAUUUUGGUAAUGCAAUAAUGUUUCAUCCAGUCUCCUAAAAUAUCCACCCUUGAAAACUCGAAAUAGCUCCUAUUGUUCGCUGCUGCUCGAUAUAUCACAGUCAUUUUCUUGAACUUGUGCUAGAUCAUAUUUGGCCACUAUAUGCUCAUAUACAUGAACAUUAGAUUAUCAUAACUCGCACAUAUUAUAUUUGAUUCUUUGGCAAAAUACUGCUUUAUUCACAAAAUUCUUGACAAAACUAUACCUACCGUCAGUCACUUUUGAACUACAUGUAAUACCCUUUCUUGUCGUUUCUUGUCGAGGGGGUCAGGGAUUUGAAACAAAAACGGUGCCCCACCGCGACCAAAACUUUGAGUCAGCCCUGGUGGAGGUUUUACCAGCCGUCUGCUCAAAACGCGGCGUGAAUUACAAAAUCCUUGUGCGUGAUACGCGACGUUCGUUGGACGCUGCAUUGUAUAAAUGUGGAGCUAGGCAUAUGUGGUGAUAAAAUAAUGUUGCAGUUCAUUCGGUUUAACUUACCUAGUUUAACGUUGAAACGUUCAUGUAAUAUUUUUGUGGACAAGUACCAUGUCCUUCCUCCAAGGCGCUCACUGACUGUUUUAGCUGUGAAUUCCAUAGCGGAGGGAUAAGGUACCAGUCCAGCAUGUACUAGCAAGGCCAAUAAAUUUGGGGAAGGUUUUAGCA